GCAGCCGCAGCCGGAAACCGGGCCCGCGCGGCGGCCGCCGUCCCGGCCGAGCCGGGGCCCCGAAGUCAGAGCCGGAGCCGGGCGGGCCGCGGGGUCAUGGCGGGGCCGCGGGGCGCGCUGCUGGCCUGGUGCCGCCGACAGUGCGAGGGCUACCGCGGCGUGGAGAUCCGCGACCUGAGCAGCUCCUUCCGGGACGGCCUGGCCUUCUGCGCCAUCCUGCACCGGCACCGGCCCGACCUGCUAGAUUUUGAUUCGCUUUCCAAGGACAAUGUCUUCGAGAAUAACCGUUUGGCCUUUGAAGUGGCUGAGAAGGAGCUGGGGAUCCCUGCUCUCCUGGACCCCAGUGACAUGGUCUCCAUGAGCGUCCCUGACUGCCUCAGCAUCAUGACCUAUGUGUCCCAGUAUUACAACCACUUCUCCAGUCCUGGCCAAGCUGGUGUCUCACCACCCAGAAAGGGCCUGGCACCCUGUUCCCCGCCAUCUGUAGCACCCACUUCAGCGGAACCAGAAGAUGUGGCUCAGGGCGAGGAGCUCUCCUCAGGCAGCCUGUCAGAGCAGGCCACCGGCCAGACCCCCAGCAGCACGUGCGCGGCCUGCCAGCAGCAUGUGCACUUGGUACAGCGCUACCUGGCUGACGGCAGGUUGUACCACCGCCACUGCUUCCGGUGUCGGCGGUGCUCCAGCACCCUGCUCCCUGGGGCUUAUGAGAAUGGGCCCGAGGAGGGCACCUUUGUGUGUGCAGAACACUGUGCCAGGCUGGGCCCGGGGACGCGGUCAGGGACCAGGCCUGGGCCUUUCUCACAGCCAAAGCAGCAGCACCAGCAGCAACUCCCAGAAGAUGCCAGGGAUGUUCCAGGAGGCAGCCCCAGCUCCAGUGCUUCUGCAGGGGCUGAGGCCGAUGGACCCAAGGCCAGCCCUGAGGCCCGGCCCCAGAUCCCUACCAAACCCCGGGUUCCUGGCAAACCACAGGAGCUGGCUAGCACCCCUGCAGGCCGCCCCACCCCCGCCCCCAGGAAGGCCUCCGAGAGCAUCGCCCCAGCACCCCCCACGCCCCGGCCCCGCUCUAGUCUGCAGCAGGAGAACCUGGUGGAGCAGGCUGGCAGCAGCAGCCUCGUGAACGGAAGACUGCACGAACCACCUGUCCCCAAGCCGAGGGGGACACCGAAGCCAUCUGAGGGGACACCAGCCCCCAGGAAGGACCCCCCAUGGAUCACGCUGGUGCAGGCGGAACCAAAGAAGAAGCCAGCCCCACUUCCCCCAAGCAGCAGCCCUGGGCCACCAAGCCAGGACAGCAGGCAGGUGGAGAAUGGAGGCACCGAGGAGGUGGCCCAGCCGAGCCCAGCGGCCAGCCUGGAGCCCAAACCCUAUAACCCUUUUGAGGAGGAGGAGGAGGAUGAGCAGGAAGAGGCUCCGGCUGCACCCAGCCUGGCCACCAGCCCUGCCCUGGGCCACCUGGAGUCCACACCAAAGUCCCUGCACCCCUGGUACGGCAUCACCCCUACCAGCAGCCCGAAGACAAAGAAGCGCCCUGCGCCCCGUGCUCCCAGCGCAUCCCCACUGGGUAAGUGCCUUUCCUGGAGCUCUCCUGACAGUCGGAACUCGGGGAUGGGGCCCGGGCCUGGGGUGAGGGUGUGUGGAAGCCUAGAGUCGGAACAAACGCCUCAAAGCAACAGCCCUGGCCUUGCCCCCAGGAACCAGGGGCAUGCCCAGGUCCCCCAGCCAGCCAAGCCCUGCAGUGGCGCCACCCCAACAACACCUCUCUCCGUUGGAUUGGGAGACAGGAGCCCCUGUGCCUUCCCCUGGAAGUCUCGGUCCCCACAGCUGCAGGUAAAGUCCUCCUGCAAGGAGAAUCCUUUUAACCGGAAGCCAUCGCCUGCAGCGUCCCCAGUCACAAAGAAGGCCACCAAGGGUUCUAAGCCUGUGAGGCCACCUGCCCCAGGACACGGCUUCCCACUCAUCAAACGCAAGGUCCAAGCUGACCAGUACAUCCCCGAGGAGGACAUCCACGGAGAGAUGGACACCAUUGAGCGCCGGCUGGAUGCCCUGGAGCACCGUGGGGUGCUGCUGGAGGAGAAGCUGCGUGGCGGCCUGAAUGAGGGCCGUGAGGAUGACAUGCUGGUGGACUGGUUCAAGCUUAUCCACGAGAAGCACCUACUGGUGCGGCGAGAGUCCGAGCUCAUCUAUGUCUUCAAGCAGCAGAACCUGGAGCAGCGCCAGGCUGAUGUCGAGUAUGAGCUCCGGUGCCUCCUCAAUAAGCCAGAAAAGGACUGGACGGAGGAGGACCGGGCCCGGGAGAAGGUGCUGAUGCAGGAGCUUGUGACCCUCAUUGAGCAGCGCAACGCUAUCGUCAACUGCCUGGAUGAGGACAGGCAGAGGGAGGAAGAGGAAGACAAGAUGUUGGAAGCCAUGAUCAAGAAGAAAGAGUUCCAGAGGGAGGCUGAACCCGAGGGCAAGAAGAAGGGGAAGUUCAAGACCAUGAAGAUGUUGAAACUGCUAGGAAACAAACGUGAUGCCAAGAGCAAGUCCCCCAGAGACAAGAGCUAACAGCACGAGAAGCCAGUUGGGGACUGCCCCCUCCUGGACCAGCUCCUGGGCUGUGCUCUGUUUGAAGGGGACGCGCUGCUCCCCUCAGAUCAGUCAGGAGGAAGAUGACUAAGAGGAGGGAUCCUCGGGGUGAUGGCCUCUUCCUCCUCAGGGGCCUCUGACUGCUCUGCGCCAAAGAGUCUUUUCUUUCUUCUCCGAGCCCCAGGCAGCGGUGACUUGGCCCUGCCCAACCUGAUUCUGAUGACUGCAGAUGCUGCAGUCCCAAGGGGCAAAUAGGGUCCCAGGGUCCAGGGAGGGGCACCUGCUGAGCACAUUCGCCCCCUCACCCUGCCCAGCCCCUGCCAUGAACUCUGGCCUGGGUCUCCACCUCCAGGGUCCUGCUCUUCCAGGCAGGCCAGGAAGUGGCGCUGGGCCGCACUGGCUUCUUCCUGCCCCAGCCCUGGCUCUGAGUCUCUGUCUUCCUGUCCUGGGCAGGCGCCCCUGGCUCUCAGUUUCCCUCACUCAGGAGCUCUGUUUCUGACGUCUCCAGUUAAGUUUGAGUUUAUGACUGAGAGGCCUGUACUGUCAGACGUGAAUGGGCCUGACGGGCAAAUCCAUCCCUCUCUCCCUCACAGUUCCAGGAGCAGCUUCCCUCGUCUCCCCUUACUCCACAGGGAGCCUCCCUUGCCAGGACCAGGGCUGCGAUGGCCAUGCUGGGGCAGGUGGGUGCCCUGUUGGCUGCUCUCAGUGCUGCCCCCAGGCUGCAGUUCCAGUCCCUGGUUGUCAGGUAGGAAGAGGGUACACUCGAAGCACGUGCUCAUCUUGUUUCCUUAACGUCUGUAGUCUGACCCCUCAUUUAGACUUUCCUCUGCUACCCCGGUCCAGGGGAGAGGCUCGCUCCCGCCCGUGGUCAUCACUGGUCUGUCUCCCCUGUUGUCUGUUCUCUCCCUGACUCCCUCCCACCGAAGGCCUGAUGGCCACUCGCCCCUCUGGGAUAGCUAUAGGAGAGGAGGAGUGAUGGGGGCCACCACCUUUUCUACAGGAAAUGUGCCCAGCAGCUCUUGGUCAAAGCACUGUUGCUAUAAGCUAUCUCUGGGACGCCUCUAGGCCCCCUUCCCUCUACACACCUCUGGGAAAAGAUCACACUGUAUUAACUCUCGAGGAGUUUCCUCACCAAUAAACAGACAACCUCAA
This is a messenger RNA of Cercocebus atys (sooty mangabey), 3717 nucleotides long. It is a transcript of the gene MICALL1, whose product is annotated as MICAL-like 1. Gene Ontology annotation, molecular function: protein binding. The record is from RefSeq and is a predicted model, not a curated record. Lineage: Eukaryota; Metazoa; Chordata; Mammalia; Primates; Cercopithecidae.